AUUUUUUAAUAUAUACAUGCGUUUAGUAUUUUCGUAUUAAAAGUAAAAAGUUUUAGAAUAUAAUGUCGGAUUCGUCGGAGUUCAAAGAAUUGGAAGUAAACUUGCACGAAGGAGAAGAUGUUCUGCAAGAUGAUAGUGAACAAAGCAGUCUUUCAAGCGACACAUCGAGUGAAUACAACGACUCAACCUCUCACGAAAAGAUUGAGAAAACUUCUGUCUACCAAAUUACUCUUGAGCGCACUCUCGCGAUCGUAAAACCAGAUGCUAUGGACAAAGCGACAGAAAUCGAAGAUUUGAUAAUGAGAAAAGGUUUCAUGAUUUUACAGAAAAGAAAGAUUCAUCUGACACCGGAACAAGCGAGCGAUUUUUAUUCGGAACAUUACGGAAAAAUGUUCUUUCCAAGUUUAAUAGCAAAUAUAAGUUCUGGACCAAUUUUAGUGAUGGUUUUAGGUAAAAACAACGCUGUCAAAGAUUGGAAUGAGACCAUGGGGCAUGCUAACCCAUUUAAGGCUAGAGACUACCAGCCUCAGACUUUGCGAGCAAUUUACGGAAAAGACCACACAAGAAAUGCCGUACAUGGAAGUGAUAAUAUGAAAUCUGCUGAACGAGAAAUUGGAUUCCUUUUUAGUGGCAAUAUUUUGGAACCAAUAUCUACACAACAAUCGGCAAAAGAUUACGUCACGAAGCAAGUUCAACCUACAUUAUUACACGGAUUGACGGCGUUAUGCAAGCAGAAACCAGUAGAUCCAAUAACUUGGCUUGCAGAUUGGCUGAUCGAGAAUAACCCAAGAAAACCAAAAGUUAACAGCGAAUAAUUCCUAUUGAAACGGACUCAAUUUCCAGCUUACUUACUUACACUUUGGAUUUACGUUAUUUUCAUUAGUAAUAUAUUAUUUUCAAUUUUUUUUAAAUGUUUAAUAAAAAUUUGCGCAUCCGCACAGCGAAAUCUUGCAUAUUUCACAGAUUACAUUAGGUGAACUAGCCUAAAGACAUCCAGGGUAAUUGUCGAAAUACGCUCGUUGAUCCCAUUCUAAACGAUCUAUUUUCUU
Molecule: messenger RNA, 1049 nt
Organism: Styela clava
Lineage: Eukaryota; Metazoa; Chordata; Ascidiacea; Stolidobranchia; Styelidae
Product: nucleoside diphosphate kinase homolog 5-like
Biological process (GO): cilium movement; GTP biosynthetic process; UTP biosynthetic process
Cellular component (GO): cilium
Molecular function (GO): nucleoside diphosphate kinase activity
Source: RefSeq, a predicted model, not a curated record